CGAGGCGUACGCGAGCGCACCGCGCAUGCGCCGUGCGCUCCCGAAAUCCUGGGGCCGCAGCUCGGGGAUUGUGUGACAGGCAGCUAGCGAGAAGAUGUGAAGAUGGCGGAAUUACAAAUGCUCUUGGAAGAGGAGAUUCCUGCGGGCAGAGGAGCUUUACUGGACAGUUACGCGAACUUAGAGCGAGUCGCGGAAUACUGCGAGAGCAAUUAUAUCCAGUCUCCCGAUAAGCAGAGGGCGCUAGAUGAGACGAAAAGCUACACUACUCAGUCCCUGGCCAGCGUCGCCUACCUGAUCAACACACUCGCCAACAAUGUGCUGCAGAUGCUCGACAUCCAGGCGUCUCAGCUCCGCCGUAUGGAGUCCUCCAUCAACCACAUCUCACAGACGGUGGACAUCCACAAAGAGAAGGUGGCCCGGCGUGAGAUCGGCAUCCUCACGACCAAUAAAAACACAUCUCGCACGCACAAGAUCAUCGCCCCGGCCAAUCCCGAGAGGCCUGUGCGCUACAUCCGCAAGCCCAUCGACUACAGCCUGCUGGACGACGUAGGACACGGUGUGAAGUGGUUGUUAAGGUUCAAGGUUAACGCCCAGAACAUAAAGGCGGGCACGACCCCACGCACAGUUGCCCCAUCGCAGAAACCACCCAGCCCUCCAGGCCCGGGGAAGGGCACCUUAGGGCGCCACUCCCCCUACAGGACGCUUGAACCUGUGCGUCCUCCGGUCAUUCCUAACGACUACGUGUCGAGCCCGACCCGCACUACAGCUCCGCCCCUCCAGAGCCCGGCACGCACCGCCUCCGUUAAUCAGAGGACUCGCACGUACAGCAGCGGCAGUAGCGGAGGAAGCCACCCGAGCAGUCGCAGCAGCAGCCGAGAGAACAGCGGGAGCGGCAGUGUGGGUUUGCCUAUUGCCGUGCCGACGCCGGCCCCUCCCACUGCUUUUCCAGCCUGUUCUGUAGCAGGAAACGGGCCUCAAUUCUACAGCAUGAACCGACCAAUGGCACGGCAAAACACGCCCUCGGUAGGCGGGUCCCUCCCGUACCGCAGACCGUCCUCGUUGACCAAUCAGCCGAUCAACGCACCCCAGAACACUCACGCGAACAUGAGCCAGACACAGCUUAACGGCGGACCCCACUUCAACCAGAACCAAGGCAACAUGGCUCCGCCCCCUCCAUCCAUAUUACAGAUCACACCCCAGCUGCCUCUGAUGGGCUUCGUGGCUCGGGUGCAGGAGACCAUCUCCGAUGCUCCUCCUCCUCCACCCCCUGCGGAUGAGUCCGCGUUUGUGGACUCGACUCCGCCCCCUCCUCCGCCAGAGGAUUAUGAGGAUGACGAGGGCGAAGAAGACGAAGAGUCGGCAGUGGUGGAGUACAGCGACCCGUAUGCCGAAGAGGAUCCGCCGUGGGCUCCUCGUAACUACCUGGAGAAAGUGGUCGCGAUCUACGACUACCUGCGCGAUAAAGAGGACGAGCUGUCCUUCCAGGAAGGCGCGAUCAUCUACGUCAUCAAGAAGAACGAUGACGGCUGGUACGAGGGCGUCAUGAGCGGCACCACCGGGCUCUUCCCCGGAAACUACGUCGAGUCUAUCAUGCACUAUGCUGACUGAGCCACCAGGGGGAGCUACUUUCUUUUUCUCAUCCUCUCUCCGUUUCUCCCAUUCACAACCAAAAACCUCCUACUCAGAUACACCCAUAUACAGACGCACACACCCACACACAAGAACGACAAAGAGGACGAUACACGUCUGUAUAUUUGUGAAGAUUUUUUUUUCCGUGAGUGUGAGAAUGUGUUAAUGUUUGUUGGAAGAUUUCGACUUACAGAUUUAUAAGGACCAUUUUUUUUUUGUCUUAAUUUGAGUCUUAUAGAAACACUAAAUAUUCCUGCUGCUGGUUUUCGCUCGACACUAUUUGAGCUGCACUUCUGAGCUCCUCUUCCGUCCACUUUUUAUUUUUUGUUUUUCUCCCUCCUGCCCUGAGAGAUCUUCGAAGAGCCACCAGAAGGACAUCAUCUCUCAGCUCCUCCUGACACUCUGGGGGUGUGGACCUGAACACCUUCAGCACUCGUUUUCUGUUACACUAAGGUGGGAGGAGUGUUUGGGUGCAGGGCUGGGAUGUCUUUCUCAUGGUUUUUUUACUUUCGAUUUUAUAUUCGCUGCAAUCGGCCAAUCAGAGCAGACCUGUUUCUCAGAGUGCGUCAACGGAAAACACUACACAAAUUUUUCCAUCGAAACUGCAGCCGUUUUUUUGUUGUUCCUUUUGCAGUUCUUCUCAGCGACGGCAGAAGCAGAAACAUCAACGCACUCGAAGAACACAAUACAGAUCCACGCUACGGGCAAAAGUUUGUGGACACCUGAUCAUUCAAUUCUUUACAAAAUUGAACAUCCCGUUCUGCAUACAGAUCGUAUUCGCUGUUACAGUAACAUCCAUUCUUCUGGGAAGAUGUUCCACUCGAAUUUCGUGGAGAUUUGAGUCAUUCAGCCACGGGUGUUAAAGAAGUUAGGGUACUGAUGUAGGUGAGAAAGGGAGGGAGGCCUGGUGAGGCCUGGGAUGCAUGAAAAAUUCAUCCCAAACAUGUUCAUUAAGUUUGGAGCGCUAUAUAGCAGAAGAUCUUCCACUCCUCCACUCACUCGAAGCAUGCUGGCUUUGUGCAUGGUCUCCAAAUUCAAGUGAAGGGAAAAUAUCAUGGAAAUUCCUCCAAAGAGGUUCUUUACAAUUUACCAGCUUUGAGCUUAAAAGAAUAAAUGUGUUUGGAAAGUCAGGUGUCCCGACACGAAAUCACUAAAGCGACGCUGCAUCAGUUUUAGUUCGAGGUGAUCUCCAUCCAGGUUUCUGGCAUCUGCUUGAGCACCAUUGUUGGAAAUCUUUCCUUUAAUGCAUAUUAAUGCUAAGAAAAAGUGAUUCUAACAAUUUCCUCUGUUUCCCAGUUCUGUUUUAUUAUUAUUUUUCCCUCCACCUCGUCACUUUGCAGGCUUUUAGCGUUAGUUUAUACCAAAGGAUUCCUUUGCAUGUGGAUGUGGACGGCGGAACGUAAAAUCCACGCCAUUGACACUUUUUUUUUCUUCAUCAGAGAUACGAAUCGGAUUGGACCGAUUCUCGGUAUAUGCGUGCGUGUGCGCGUGUGUGUGUGUGUGUGUGCUAUUAAAAAAUAAGCUCGUGCCAUAAAGAAGUGUUUCUAGAUAGUCAAGAUGUUUUAUGAAGAUUCUUUACGAUUCCCGACACGGGAUUUCCCGGAAUGAUACGGUGGAUUUUUUUAGCUCUGGAUUUACAAAUACAACACUGUGUAUGUGUAUUUAUCUAUCGCUUAUUAUUAAAAUUUUAACGAUCUUGUUGGUGUAUAUGAUUGACGUAAGAAUAAGAGAAACGCUCCUUCGACCUGCAAUAACGUUCGACUACAGAAAGCACAAGCGCUCGUGCGAGUGACCGAAGCGAGGCGGAAAAAAGACUCCGCCGGGGUUUGUUCUCAUUCUUUUGAUUUGAUUUACUUUUCUUUUUUACACUAUGAGGUACAAUGAUGUCUGUAGAUGUUUGUGUGUGUGUGUGAGAGCAUGAAUGUGUCGUAUGAUCCUGAUGUUCGUGAACAAUUUGCUCGCCUGUGCAAAUUCUCUUUUCCAUGGAGGGUUUGUGGCCCGUGUGUGAACCAACUCCUGCAUGUUGAUCAUUUCUGUGACUUUAUUAUUUACUAUAUUAUUUUUUUUUUCUGCUGAUGGAGAAUAAAACUGGAUCGAACGAGUCUGCACAA
This is a messenger RNA of Silurus meridionalis, 3740 nucleotides long. RefSeq names its product abl-interactor 2b (gene abi2b). Lineage: Eukaryota; Metazoa; Chordata; Actinopteri; Siluriformes; Siluridae. The transcript is spliced from 12 exons. Gene Ontology annotation, cellular component: lamellipodium. Gene Ontology annotation, molecular function: SH3 domain binding. The record is from RefSeq and is a predicted model, not a curated record. The coding region runs from base 103 to 1608 and encodes 501 amino acids.